AUGGCGUCGCAUGAACGGAGGCGAUCUGACAGCAAUGCUACGGGAUGGCCCAAUUACAAAAUGGCGAGACCUACAAGUCAUAUAUCACCCCUGACUUUAGAGAGAACGAUCAACUUGUACCCUCUCAGCAACUAUACCUUUGGUACCAAGGAGCCCCUUUAUGAGAAAGACAGCUCUGUCCCGGCCAGGUUUCAGCGCAUGCGGGAGGAAUUUGAAAAGAUUGGCAUGAGGCGAUCAGUGGAAGGGGUUCUCAUUGUCUAUGAGCAUGGGUUGCCUCAUGUCUUGCUUCUGCAACUGGGCACCACAUUUUUCAAACUGCCUGGCGGGGAGCUGAAUGCAGGAGAGGAUCAAGUGGAAGGACUCAAGCGACUUCUGACUGAGACAUUGGGCAGACAGGAUGGGGCACCUAUGGACUGGGUCAUUGAAGACACAAUAGGCAACUGGUGGAGGCCCAACUUUGAACCUUCACAAUACCCGUACAUCCCAGCUCAUAUAACCAAGCCUAAGGAGCACAAGAGGCUCUGUCUGGUGCAGCUUCCGGAGAAAGCCCUAUUUGCAGUUCCUCGUAACUACAAGCUGGUGGCAGCUCCACUGUUUGAGCUGUAUGACAACGCUGCUGGUUAUGGUCCUAUCAUUUCCAGUCUUCCCCAAGCUUUAGCCAGAUUCAACUUUGUUUACAAGUAA
This is a messenger RNA of Candidula unifasciata, 684 nucleotides long. The record is from the annotation of a GenBank genome assembly. NCBI's taxonomy places the organism in Eukaryota, Metazoa, Mollusca, Gastropoda, Stylommatophora, Geomitridae.